AUGGGCGAUCAUGGUGUAAACACUCGCACAAACCCGCCUAAUGCACCAGCAGAGACUACCGGGGCUAAUGUCCCAGCAAACCUCGCUGCAGUAGCCACAGCCCCUGCAGCCGCCCCAGUCCCGGCUCCCUUAGCCGGAGGUAUUGAUCAAAGCAUGCUCUUGCAGACUCUAAAAAUGCUCGAGCAGCAGAGAAAGCCCAUAUACAAGCUGCAUGGGACCUCCCCUUUCACUACGGAAGUGCGACAAGCUCAGCUCCCUAAGGGAUUUCGGUUAUUCGAAUCCCUAAAGUACAAAGGUACCUCUAAUCCCAUUGAUUAUUCAGAAAAAUUCAAUACUAUUAUGGAAGUGGAUCAGGUACCUCAGCUCGCAAAAUGUCGCAUUCUUGCGGCAAUGUUGGAAGAAAACGCCCACGAUUGGUUCAACCAAUUUCUUGAGGCCUCUAUCUCGACAUGGGAGACCUUUGUCCACCUAUUCCUCACGCAUUUCCAAGCCACGAUGACCUAUAGGCGGCCCUAUACCACUCUGGCUAACAUCAAACAAGAACCUGGUGUCCUGUCGAGAAUCGAUUUUUGGAAGGAGCUGCAGCCUCGAAGACCAGAAUCGCUAGUCGAGUUCUUUGCCAUGGCAGAACCACAUAAGAGGAUUGAGAAUUCUCCAGCAGAAUUUGAGAAGGGCAAAGACAAGCGUAAGUCACCAGUGCUGCGGUCACGAUCCCGCAGUCCACGAGUGAAAAGUUCCAAAGGUCGAAGCCCAAGAAGACGCAGUCCACGGAGACAGCAAAGUCCAAAAUUGGCCAAGUCCCCUCCAAAGAAGGAAUCCUCACCGAAAAGAAAAGGUGGACCGCGCUUCGUGAACUAUACUGAGCUCGCAGUACCACGAGACUAUAUCUACACUAUCGAAGAGAAGAAUGGGGACGAAAUUGAAGAGCUGAUCAGGAGGGGGAAGUUCAGCAAAUAUAAAAGGAACGAGGAAAGUCAUCCACGGGCGGAUGACAAAGUGGAAAAUCAAAAUGCGAGUGGCUCGAGAACACCUCGCAAUAUAUUGACCAUCAUAGGCGGGCCUCAUAUCACAGAAGAAUCGAGAAAGUCGCAGGAGCGAUAUGCAAAGGAAGCCAAGGAGAAGCCCCUCACCAAUGUGAAUAAUCUCAGUGAGCGACCAGAGAAGUUGUUCAAAAGAGAAUGCGAUGACAUCACGUUCAUGCAAAGUGAUUCGAGAUGGGUCCAUCACCCGCAUUCUGACGCAUUGGUCAUUGUCGCCAAUAUUGGCGGAGAUAAAAUCCACCGUAUACACGUGGACAACGGAAGUUCAGUGAAUCUCUUGAACUUCCAAGCCUUUAAAUAA
Molecule: messenger RNA, 1341 nt
Organism: Cannabis sativa
Lineage: Eukaryota; Viridiplantae; Streptophyta; Magnoliopsida; Rosales; Cannabaceae
Exons: 3
Coding region: 1-1341 (446 amino acids)
Source: RefSeq, a predicted model, not a curated record